This is a messenger RNA of Sclerotinia borealis F-4128, 2730 nucleotides long. The record is from the annotation of a GenBank genome assembly. NCBI's taxonomy places the organism in Eukaryota, Fungi, Ascomycota, Leotiomycetes, Helotiales, Sclerotiniaceae.
AUGGCUACUCUUACUGCGAGAAAAAAGCGCGUCUUUGAUUCAGUAUUCAAAAAACCCGAGAUUUCGGAGCCUACCCCAGUCACUACACCAACUGGCAGCUUCGCAACUCCGAGUCAACCUUUCGGAGGACCACAAGGCUUUGAUAAUGAGUCAAAAAGACCUUCUUCUUCUUCUUCUUCAGAUACGAGAAGUUCACAGCAACUUAGAGGACAUCUACGAGAUCAGUCUGUAGAUAAAAUUCAUGAUCAGAUUCAGUGGGAUAGAUCUUGGCAUACUGUUACUUAUCGACUCCAACUUCCAGAUGUACCAUCGGAUGCGAAUGCUAUUGAGACUCUCAGAUCUCCGUCGGUACUGCCUGAUCCGUCAUUUGACGAUGCUUUGAAGGAUAUUCUGGAUCCUGUCAAGCGCUUGCCUUUUGCCAUACAUACGGAAGACCUUCUGGUCUGGCAUACCCAACAAGUCCGUCGACAUCUUCUCCAUCAGAUUCUGCCCGUCUUGCGUCAGUGCACCGAUGGAGAAGGCAACGAAUCAUUGGUUUUUGGCAGUGUAAGAAUAUUGGACUUUGCUCAUCGUAUGUACUUGCAUGGAUUGUCAAUCAUUCUCAGACAAGUUGAGCUGUCGAAUCCUGGGCUCUCGCGGGUAAAAUUAGAGAAAUUUCGGCGAGAUCUCCAUGCCAUUGUUAGCAAUUGUCUCACAGAUCAAAUUGUUGUCGCAUUAAAGGCGGUUCUCGAGAAUUACGUCUCUUCUAUCCUUGGAUUACAAGGCGGAGAGGGAUCUGGUAUUACAAACAUCGAUGCGAGGACAGAUGAUGUCUGCAAUGAAUUGCUCAACCUAAUCGAGUCGUUACAUAAAGUCGGUUUAGCAGGAGAGAAUUUUCGGGUGAUUUUUGCCGAAAUCAUGAACCAGUCGAUGACCGACUAUGUCAAUCGAGGUUGUAAAGGACUAUGGACCUCCAACGAAAUACACGUGACUAUCGAAGAUGGCGAGAGAAGAAAUUCUGUACUUCCACGGACGGCACAUCACGUAUCGCCCUCCAGUUGCGUCACAGAUCUUUGCGGCUGGAUUGAAGACCGAUAUUCUAAACUCGCUGUCUUGGUCUUUAGAGUUAUAGACGACGUUGAAGUGGCUUGGAGCGACAUGGAAAAGUGGAAAGAAAUGAGCAUCGGUCGUCUUGCAGCACUCAGAACUGAUGAACUGUUUGAUAUCGUUGUUAAUUGGCCGAAUAGUAAUGGGGCACUGCACGACCUUCGAACGACUAUUACUACUCCCCAAAGACGUUUGCAUCUGACUGAGGCGUUUGCCGCUACUUUGAAAGAGAGAUUGCUUCACCCGGGAGCUUCCACAUUAUUGAUUUUACAGACUUACAUUUCCAUGAUAUGGUCGUUCCACUCACUCGAUCACUCGAAAGUACUUUUAGAUCGUGUAGCAUAUCCAUUACAACUAUACCUAUGCUCAAGAGAUGAUACAGUUCGGAUAAUCAUCACAGGUCUACUCUCAGACACCGAAAAUGCGCAAGGAAACCCUAUAGGACCUGGUGGGGAUAAACUCAUCGAACUGGCCCAAUUACUAGACGAUGGUUCCGAGCAGUCCGGACAGAAGAUUGACGAUGAAGAACUAGACUGGCAUGAUAUGGAGUGGGUACCUGAUCCGGUGGAUGCAGGACCAGGAUAUAAGAGGUCGAAAAAUGCGGAUAUCAUUGGAACAUUGAUUGGUGUUCUUGGAUCUCAAGAUGUUUUCAUCAAAGAGUUCCAAAACAUCCUUGGUGAGAAUCUUUUGAAGAACGACGGGGCUUUUGAAAAAGAAAUCAAAGUCCUCGAACUACUCAAAUCCCGCUUCGGAGAAGCCCCACUCCAAAGCUGCGAAGUAAUGCUAAAAGACAUUCUGGACUCUGUUCGCCUUGACCUGGCCAUACACAAAACCCAAGACCUCAGCACUGCGGAAAAGAAAGCCACGCCUCCCCCACCAACUCAGUCCACUCUCCACACCAAAAUUCUCUCCCGUCUGUUCUGGCCUCCUCUCCAAGAAUCCACAUUUACCCUCCCUCCCCAAAUCACCAAACUUCAAUCCCACUACUCCGACGCCUUCUCCUCACUAAAACCCGCCCGAAAACUCACCUGGCUCCCCGCGCUCGGCCAUACAACCGUCGAGCUCGAAUUGGCCGAUCGCACCGUCGUGGAAGAAUGUACGACGUGGCAAGCCACCAUCAUAUCAUGUUUCCACAGCGAAGCCAGCGGUAUCGACACGGAUGAACAACGCACCGUAAAAAAGAGCAUCGAAGAACUAACCACCGAACUACAAAUGGACUCCGCCCUCAUCCUCUCCGCCAUCAAAUUCUGGGUCUCCAAACUCAUUCUCCACGAAUCUCCCCCCGCAUCCCAAAUAUUCUCCGUCCUCGAAACCCUCAACGCAUCAGAUCGCGCGCGUUCCGACGCGCUAGCUUCGGCGCCGGCUAAUCAUGAUCAUAACGAUGAUGAUGAUGAUGAAGGCGAAGGAGGCAAGGGAGAAAAAGGCAUCGCGGGUGAAAAUGCAAAGGUGUAUUGGCAGUUUGUGCAGAGCAUGUUGACGAAUAGCUCGAGUCAGAUGGGGGCGCCGCAGAUUGCGAUGAUGUUGAAGAUGUUGAUUGCAGAGGGCUUUCCGUAUAGUAAUGAGGAGUUGCUGGAGUGGUUGGGGGGGAAGGUGGAGGAGGGCGGGUUGGAGUGUGUGGGGGGUCGGUAUCGGUUGAGGAAAUAG